AUGUCCGAUCGAACGGAUUUCGUGCCAAGCCACAUCGGUGACAAAGUGCUCCCCGCAGACCCAUUAUUUACUCGACUCCUGGCGCUGGCUUGUCAGUCGAAGCAGAGAGUUGUCAUUCGAGACAUCAACACCGGCGUGGAGAAGAACUCGGCUCAGUUACUCAGUGAUGUGCUCAAUCUUCGGCGGAUGCUGCGAGCCUCACUAAGCCAGGCCACGCUGGACGAUCUGAGUCAUGGCAAGGAAGUCUAUAUCAGCAUCGUUGCACCUGGCGGCUAUGAAUUUACCGUUGGCAUUCUUGCUGUGCUCUCUCUGGGAGCUGGAGCCAGUCCAUUCAGCCCUCUAAUGCCCGUGAAGGAAGCGAGCUACUACGUCAAUCGAGCAAGAAGUGUUGCAGUAGUGGUUGCCACAUCUGCUCUAGACCUGGGAAAUGCCUUAGCGGAGGAGAUUCGCAAGACUUCUAACAAACAAUUCGUGGCAGUGCCGGCACAUGCAUACAGUCAGGGACAAUUCAUCGAGCCGAAGAGCGUUGUGGUGUCUUCGAAUCGAUAUGUGGACAUGAAUGGCCCGGGAAUAGUCAUCUUUACCUCAGGGACAACCGGCCCUCCGAAAGGCGCCGUGCUUCGUAAGGCGGCAAUCACAGACGGCGCCUUGAUGACGGCUCAGCAACUGGGAUUGACCAUGGAGGAUACUUCGCUGCAUUUGUUACCGGUCCACCAUGCCACUGGUAUAUGGGUCGGUUUCUUCCCGUUUAUCCUCACCGGCGCUUGUAUCGAGUUUCGAUCGGGCAGCUUCGAUCCUGUUUGGACCUGGAACCGAUUCAGGCGUGGGGGCGUAACUGUGUUUUCCGGUGUGCCCACAGUAUACAUGAGAAUGAUGCGAUAUUGGCAGGAGAAUAUAGCGAAGCUGUCUCAGAAGGAGCGUGAGCAGUACAAAUACGGUGCGAACAACAUCCGUCUCUGUAUGUGUGGAACGUCGGCCUUGCCACAGCCGAUCGAUCAUUUCUGGACACAUUUACGGGAUGGCAGAAGAAUUGUGCAGCGAUAUGGAUCCACAGAGACCGGCGUGGUCUUCAACAUGCCGUUCGAGAACGGCUCAGCUGUGCCAGAUGGCUCUGUGGGAGAGAUGUCGCUAGGCGUUGACGCCAAAUUAUCCGACGGGGACGAAGGCGAAGUCCUGCUGAAGAACUUCAUGAUGUUCUCGAAGUACCUGCAUGACCCGGAUGCCACAAGAAACGCACAUGACGAAGACGGGUAUUAUCGUACUGGUGACAUUGCCCGCAGGGAAGGUAAAUAUUUUUUCAUCACAGGAAGGGCGUCUGUCGAUAUCAUCAAAAGUGGUGGUUACAAAAUCUCUGCACUGGACAUCGAACGCGAGCUCCUGUCUCUGCCGUAUAUCUCGGAAGCAAUGGUCGUUGGAGUUCCUGACGACGAAUUCGGCCAGCGGGUUGCUGCGGUGGUGACAUUGCGACAGGAUGAAAUCGCACACAGAUUUUAUCGAGAGCACGGGCGUGAGUCGACAAGCUUGAAGAUUGACGACCUUCGAAACGACGCUCGUGGUAGACUUGCAGGCUACAAAUUACCGACUCUGCUUCGAGUAUUAGACGUGGAGAUACCAAAAAGCCCGACUGGAAAAGUUGUCAAGAAGACUUUGGGACCAGAGUACUUUCGGCCGGGCAGUUACGCGGACGAUCCUGCCGUUCAGAUGUGGACCAGUAGCAGGUCCGCUCGUCAAGUGAAGUUGUGA
Molecule: messenger RNA, 1743 nt
Organism: Cyphellophora attinorum
Lineage: Eukaryota; Fungi; Ascomycota; Eurotiomycetes; Chaetothyriales; Cyphellophoraceae
Product: Malonate--CoA ligase
Exons: 1
Coding region: 1-1743 (580 amino acids)
Biological process (GO): fatty acid metabolic process
Molecular function (GO): medium-chain fatty acid-CoA ligase activity
Source: RefSeq, a predicted model, not a curated record